Messenger RNA from Opisthorchis viverrini, 3933 nucleotides. RefSeq lists its product as hypothetical. The record is from RefSeq and is a predicted model, not a curated record. Gene Ontology annotation, biological process: negative regulation of transcription by RNA polymerase II; hormone-mediated signaling pathway; cell differentiation. The coding region runs from base 1 to 3933 and encodes 1310 amino acids. Lineage: Eukaryota; Metazoa; Platyhelminthes; Trematoda; Opisthorchiida; Opisthorchiidae. Gene Ontology annotation, molecular function: nuclear receptor activity; zinc ion binding; RNA polymerase II cis-regulatory region sequence-specific DNA binding. The transcript is spliced from 14 exons.
AUGGAAGGGGUGUUGAAAGCGCCACCAGACUCUACCAACAGUGAUUUGGCUGGUCCACAAGAAAUGAACGACACGGAUUCAGCAUCUGCUAUGCAAUCGAACAAUUCCGUGUCAACUUCUCCAACAUCAAAGUGCUUACCAUUUCGUGACCCCUAUCUUCCUGAAGACGAUGGAACUAUUCUCACACCAGAGCAUGCAUUUGUGCAGUACCAGACAAGAUCGGAGGACCAAGCUUGUCAAAUAUGUGGUCAGCCUGCAGUCGGUUUUCAUCAUCGCGCUUAUGUAUGUGAGGCGUGCAAGAAAUUCUUCAUGCGGCAUACAGCUGCUCGCUAUCGUCACGCGGAAGCCGGGGGUGGCAAUCUUUCUGAUUCUGCCUGUCCGAUGGGCGGCCAAUGUCGUGUGGAAGGUCCCGGGCGUGGGAAAUGCCCGCACUGCCGGUACCGGAAGUGUCUGGAUCUGGGGAUGACCCUUACACCUCCUGGAGGCGAAUCAGGUUGUGAUAUUUCCCAAAUCCCCUGUCGUGUUUGUGGUGGCCCAUCUUCCGGAUUCCACUUUGGUGCACUCACCUGUGAAGGCUGCAAGGGUUUUUUCCGUCGCACCGUCUUGUCAAACGUCCGCCUCGAGUGUCUCAGCAACAAUGAUUGUCCAAUCACUCCAGCUAAUCGCAAUAUGUGCAAAAGUUGUCGUUUCCAACGUUGUCUUGCUGUUGGAAUGUCAAAAUCUGGGAGCCGCAUUGGUCGCCAACCGAACGCCAUCAAAUACUACUGCGCUCGAGAGAUUUCCCAAUUGACCAGUUCUUCCGGCGAAUCUGAUGCGAAUCAGCCUAGCUCAUCCGUACCGUCUAUGUCCAACGGCCGAUCAUUGCAAACCAGUCGACAGCGUGCCGAUUCUGCUUCCUCAGACGGCGAGAAACUCGGUAGAUCUUCUUCGCAUCCACGCCCUCCCUCUUGGAUCACGGAUCGAUCCAUACAGCCGGCACAUUCUUCAACCGAUCAGGCCUCAUCCGCCCUGUUAUCCAUCCACCUGCCUCAAAGCCAAAACGGACAACUCCCUAGUCUAAAUUCACCAAUCAAGUCCUUCACGCCCACUAAACGAGCUGACGGUAACUUUGCCUCCGGUGGAGGUCCACGUCGGUUUUCUGCCGAUUCCAUCCAGCCACCGGACAGCAGUCCAAAGUCCGUGCCUGGUCAAAAGCGACGCAAAGUCUCCGCCGACCGAUAUCCGACUGGCAACAAUGCCGCUGGGGUCGUGUAUGUUGACGGCUCGUCCAUGACCUUUUCACCUCAGUGUGAUCCGGAUAGUGAACGGGUUCGAUACGCAUCCUCUUCAUCGCCGAGUAUGGCUUUCCGUGACUCUCAUGCUUGUCAACUGCACGAACUAAGUAGUUCACGGGUGUCCAGAGAAUGGGUAUCGUCCAACGAAAGUCUCCACGAGAGAGCUCGAAGACCGUACGACUUGCCAAUAGAUCAAUUGUCCCACGGCUCUACCACUCCACUUGAAUAUUCCCUUCCGAACCCGGACACAAGCACUCAUAUAUCUUCCACCACAUCCAUACAUGAACACGACGAUCUGCUAGUUCCCAGCCCUGGAAAACUCUUGGUUCCACUGGCUGUGCAUCUUCCGCUUGAUGAGUCUGGCACAGAAGAGCUUCAGAUGCAGUACAAAGUCAUUUCUGCAAAUGAUGUGCUACAGCAGCAACAGCCUCAGCGAAGUGAUUCUGCGUCGUCCACCUUCACCAACAACACAUAUGGUACUUUAUUACGAGAUCCUGGAGCAUCAACUGCGGCGCUACACUUCCAGUCACAGCAAUCCUCGUAUCGCGCUCAGGUCGUUGUCCCUGACAGCUCACCUCGGCGCGUUUCACCGCUACCAUCCUCAAACCUGUCCACAUCAACUCCUCCUUCGUCCAAUCUGCCAAUCAGGUUAAACGCGGACGAAGUGCAGCAGUUGACUCAGCGAGCUGGCGCCGUUUCUCGAUCCAGUCGGAGUGUGGUGGAUAAUCUAACCUCGACGGUCCUCCAGUAUCGGCAACACCAACAUCAACAACGGCUACUUGCCGACUCAGGCAUCAAAAUGGACUCAGGCAUGACAACAAUCCACAUCCCCUGUUCGUCACCAUCCGAACUACAUCAAUCCCGAACACAGUCGUAUGGUCGACUUAGUUCCGGAUCGUUGCCCCAACCAUCCAAACAUUCUCCGGUGCCGUCACAUCCCGAUGUGCCCUAUCCCUCUUGCUCAUCUUCUUCACCGCCCACUCGAAUCCCCAUCCCUUCAAACCACCCGUCCUAUCCAUUGUCUACCUCGUCCGGGAAGCCCACUUCACCGGAAUUGUCUUGGCAUCCAACUAAGCAUCAGCAACAACGCACCGGAAGAGGCGUACACAACAAUGGGUCAGCCAACGCGGCUGCCGCCGCUACCGAGCUCCAAUUUCGCGCUGGCUGUCUGCCGAGCAAGUUUGAACUCUCUCCUGUCAGCACUUACUUGAAUGGGAACUCCAACGAGCCCAGCCUGUGCCCAGUGGACGUGACUGCAACCUCUUCCGCCUCAUGGUUUGCCGCGGCUGCCGCGGCAGCCGCAGUGGCCAAUGCGUUGAUGGCCGCUUCCCAGGCUCCUAGCUCCAGCGAAAUAUCCGCGAGUGAUAGUUAUACUGCGAUUUCGUCUAAGUUGAGCCACUCGCGGUUAAAAACCGAAAGCCCACUAUCCAGCUCUGGAUCUCCCGCGGUCUUGGUAGCCGCAGCUGCAGCAGCCGCAACCGCCGCCGAAUUCGUCCUGUCCAACCGUCGUGUCCGAGGUGCUCUACCCUCGGAAGAUUUUCAUCAUCGUUCCUCAUCCUCGGCCGGUGGUAUUGGUGGAGCUACCGGAUUCCCAGUCUAUUCCUCUCCCGGCACCUCUUCACCGUCCCCUCCGCUGGGUGCGUUCUCGCGUGCGGCUAGUAUCAUCGCCGCAACCACCGCCGAAGCUUUAUGUGCGGAACGCGCAAGUCAGCUGUGCAUGGACUAUAACUUGGCCGGGUUCGGAAGCUCCAUACGAAGUGCGGCUGCCACUUCUUCGAAUUCUAUGGAACCCACUCCAUCGGUUAACCUGCAGGUCACAAGCAAGGAGACUCAUACCACUGGAAUACGAUCCAGGAAUGGUCUUCGAGCCACUUCGGUGACUGUACAUGAAUUCUCCGAAGGUAUUCAUAAGGCCGCCAAAUACCUUUUGUCGGAGCGCAAGAAAAUCCGCAGCAAUGUUCUCCCCCAAUGCCGUCCGAUGCACACGCUGGAACGGGACGAAGAAGUAUGGGAUCGUAUGAUGCAGAACUUCGAAUUCCACGCCCGGUUUGUGGUCCACUUUGUCAAACUUAUUCCAGGAUUCGAUCAACUCGAGCUGGGAGACAAGCGGCAACUGGUUCGUGGUGCUAUGUAUCCACUUAUGUUAUUGGAACUCAGUCGAGACUUUGUAAACGGGGAGGUGGUACACUUCAAUUACUUUGAUUUCACCGAAUCUGAACGGGAAGUCAUUCACAAACACUUCCCCACGUUCCGCGCCAUGGUUGUUCACCUGGUCCGGUCGGGAAAGCUUCUGGACGAUAUUCGGUUGGACAGUGUCGAAUUGGCGCUGGUCUGUGCUCAGGAGGUGUUCAAACAUUAUCAUGGUUUGAUUGAUCCGCCAGCCACGGAACAUCUUUACAACUUGGCGUCUCGUGCCCUCACCGACUACAUUAUCACAACUGGGCAACCGGUGGAAGGUACAACCCUUCUACGACACCUGUCCUCAUUGCUGGAGGAGCUCAAUAUCGAGCAUCAUCAAGUCAUUGCUCAACUGCGUCACGACAAACCAGAACUUGACUUUCCAGAACUCUACACGGAGAUGUUUCAGUUGACUGAAGCCGAGGAAGCAGAAGCCGCCAUGGCAGGUGGCCCGCCAAUGUCAACGGAACCGACACACUGA